ACACCAGCACAUAUUACAUUUGUGCAGUACCUCAAGCUCAUACAUCCCGUACUUUUGCCUCUUCAUGCAGACAUUUAUGUAUUCAAAAAGACGUGCAUGAUCAACAAUAAAACUGUUAUGUGUGGACAGUCGAUGGACCUGGAAAUCAGUGCACACAUUCACAACCACACUUUCUUAUUUCGACUCCUUCGGUACUAUUUCCAUUCCAAGACUAUGAGUCACGGCUUAACUUGCAACAAGGGCUCAUAUUUCACAGGCUCCAAGUCUGUAGUCUGCAAAUUGCAAAGUGUGUUUUACUCGUGCAUAUAGUUUAUUUUGCUCGCCAAAUAUUUAGUGAUCUGCAAGAAGCAGUUUUCUGCUACAUAGUUUUUUUUCUACUUGAAACCGGGUAGAAUUAUUGCCGAGAGGGUGCCGCUAAUAGUCAGCGAGUAACAAUGGGAUCAGAAAAGCUGCCGAUUCCAAAUGGGAGCAAUAUUAACUCGUCAACUCGACUCUCGGUUAUCAGCCGUAGUCCGUCGCCCAGCAGUUAUGGAUCCCUAAGUAUGGCGCAGCAGCAAGAGUACGAGAGGACGGUGACGAAGGACGGCGUCUGCAACUUCACCUACUCCCACGUGGCCAGGCAGCGGAGAAAAUUCUUCUCAGAUCUCUUCACAACAAUGCUGGAGACCAAGUGGCGGUGGACAAUGUCAGUCUUCGUGCUAGCUUACGUUGGUUCCUGGCUGCUGUUUGCCGUGGCGUGGUUUGCCAUCGUGUACCUGCACAACGACACCGUCAACGUGAACAAUCCGGACUGGAGGCCCUGCGUGUCUGGAAUUCAAAACUUUACGUCCGCUUUUCUCUUCAGCGUGGAGACGCAGCACACGACAGGCUAUGGGUUCUACCACCUGACCGAAGACUGUCCUCAGGCCGUCAUCCUCUUCUGCACGCAGUCCAUAUUUGGCGUUAUCAUCGAAGGGCUCCUCGUGGGACUCAUCUUCACCAAAAUGUCCCGAGCCAAGAAACGUUCCCAAACCUUAAUGUUCUCCACUCAAGCUGUUAUCUCUCCGCGGGAUGGCGUUCUCCAUUUCAUGUUCCGCAUUGCAGACAUGAGGACAAGCCAUUUGCUGGAGGCGCACGUUCGAGCGCAAAUGGUGCAGAAGCGGACGACCAAAGAGGGCGAAAUCAUCUCCUACCACCAGGAAGAACUUCGAGUCGGUGGUGACGGAGAGAUGGACGACAAAAUCCUGCUCUUUUGGCCAACAACGAUCGUCCACAGAAUUACGCCCGAGAGUCCGCUGUACAACUUGACCCCGGCGGAUCUCAACGAGUGCAACACCUCCUUUGAAAUUAUUGUCGUGCUGGAAGGAAUUGUGGAGUCGACUGGGCUGACGACGCAGGCUCGCUCGUCAUAUCUCCCCUCCGAGAUUUUGUGGGGCCAUCGCUUCGAGUGCGUGGCUUCGUCCAAGUCGUCCUCGGGGGAGCGGAUCAUUGACUAUUCUCUCUUCAACUCCACAGUCCCCUGCGACCCCAGCGAGUUCUCCAUCACCACUUAUUGACUCGUUAUUUGCAGUAUUGCGGUGACUGGUCUUUUUAAUCGCAACAAAACUCUUUUAUCUUUAUUCGUAGUUUUCGCUUUUGAUAUACAAAUUAUUUAGUUAAUUACGUAUUUUAUUUAUAUAUUUAGUACACAUAUAUUUUGUGUAUUUAAGAAGACAUGAUGACGCAAGAAGAAAUUAAACUCUUGUUAAUAAGUAUUUUUCAAAUGCCAGUUAAA
Folsomia candida is the source of this 1753-nucleotide messenger RNA. Its product is annotated as inward rectifier potassium channel irk-1. Gene Ontology annotation, molecular function: inward rectifier potassium channel activity. The transcript is spliced from 7 exons. The coding region runs from base 435 to 1535 and encodes 366 amino acids. Gene Ontology annotation, cellular component: plasma membrane. The record is from RefSeq and is a predicted model, not a curated record. Gene Ontology annotation, biological process: potassium ion import across plasma membrane; regulation of monoatomic ion transmembrane transport. Lineage: Eukaryota; Metazoa; Arthropoda; Collembola; Entomobryomorpha; Isotomidae.